This is a messenger RNA of Chlamydomonas reinhardtii, 1905 nucleotides long. RefSeq lists its product as uncharacterized. NCBI's taxonomy places the organism in Eukaryota, Viridiplantae, Chlorophyta, Chlorophyceae, Chlamydomonadales, Chlamydomonadaceae. The record is from RefSeq and is a predicted model, not a curated record. The transcript is spliced from 14 exons. Bases 316 to 1224 code for a protein of 302 amino acids.
CAAUAGACGAUUACAAAGCCAGCAAAGAGGAAUGGAGGCUUUUUCUGAGGCACAACCUCGUGGAGGACCUCAAGCCCUGGAGAGCGCGGGCACCGCUCAAGACGGCCAACGUGCUGGCCAUGCACAACUAUUACAUGCAGGAGAUGAACCCGGCUACGCUCAAGCUGGUGCUCAUCUAUAACAACACGCUGUACUGGCCACCAAGCGAUUUGAAGGGGCCGCCGCAGCGUGAGCCGCCCAACCCCGCCAGCCCCUACAAAGUGUUUUUCCAGACCUAUCUGGCGGAUGCCAUAGCAGCGGGGCUCAAACUGCCAGAUGUGCUCUUCAACUAUAACAGGUGACACCGGCGAUGAUAACAUUAUGCGCUUGGGCGACCCCCGCCGGCCCCUGACAGUGCCGCCCCUGAGCUUUGUCAAGACGCGGGGGCAGCCCGGUGGCGAGGACUUGGAUAUCCUGGUUCCCCAGUUGCUGUACUUGCCGCGUGCACUGUACAACUCUCCGUGGGAGACCAAGAAGGACAUUGCCUUCUUCCGCGGCAAGUACACGUGCAGUCACAUGUGGGAGCAGCUGUACGGGCUGCGGGACGCCUGCCCGCGCAACGCACUGGCAUACAUGUCGGAGCGCGACCGGCGGGCCGGCAACGCCACGGCCCUGGACGUUGGGCUGACGCAGACGCUGCCCGAGACAAGGCCCGAGUCAUCCAUACCGUACCGCCUGGGGGAGCAUCCCCAGCUGGACCUACCGAUUGUGCCCAAGGUGUCCAUUGGUCGGCACGCACCGCACAAGUGGCUGUUGAAUCUGGAGGGCAUGGUGUGCGCCUAUCGGUUGAGUCAGCUCAUGGCGGUCAACUCGCUGAUACUGCACCAGCGCACGCCGUAUUUUGAGUAUUUUUACCGGUCAAUCCGUCCCGGGCAGCACUUCUUGGAGUUCUGGAACACAACGGUUCGUGCUGAUGGCGGCCGCGGCGGCUCAAGGUUGCUGGGCAUUGAGGAGGAUGUCUACGGCGCGGUGGAGGCGGCGCGGGCCCUGGAGCAGACGAGCCCAGGACGCAUACAUGGCAUGGUUCGUAACUCGCAGCAAUUUGCCGCAAAGCUGCUGACGCUGCGAAUGAGGAUGCGUUACUACCGCGCAGCCUUGCUCGGAUACAAGGCGCUGUUCCCAGACAUGGAUGAGUACAUCACACGCUACAUCGCAGCAGCGCGCAAGCACGGCUUUUUGGGCUGAGCUCCCCAGGAGCAACGCGAAUCCGAGGCGAAGCCCCCCAAGGAUUACCCCUGUCUGUGUGUGCGAGCGUCUGAGCAAGGAAAGAGGAAUGAGGGGCAACGGAGGGGCAUGGUUGGCCGGGGCUGCGCCAGACAAGAAUUGCAGAAACCCAUCAUUAUGCUUUUCGCUUGUUGCGCAGGGGUUGUACGGGGAUGCGCUCGUGUGUGUGGGACUGUGGGUAGAUGUGGGCGGGGCUUUAUAGUUUGCCGAUGGUAAGAAGUGGUGUCGCUGCUUGGUCAUGCUUUUGGUCCUAGUCAACCUGCGUGGAGGGCUAGGCGCAGACACCUAAUGCUUGAGCUCCUCUACGGAUUGAACUCAUCGUGGCGCCAAGGUGCGGACCCCUGCGUGGCGGCGUGGCGGGACAAUGGAAGGGCCUCCCUGUGCGCAGAACGCGAAGGAGGUAGGUAGGCAUGCACACGUGAAUCAACAUCGUGCGAUGUCGCAUUAAACGGGACCAGGAGCGGAUGCCGUAUUGUUGGUUACAGCGGUGGACCUACCAGCCUGAGGGGUUUGUGGAGCUGCGACUGGAUUGGAGCUGUGGCUGCCUCGAUGGCCCUUGCCGUGGCCAGGCGCCCUAGAUGCAACUCUCUCGAUGGCGGUAUUGCCUCCGACAGACCGUUCACUGUAGACCCGCAGGAUGGA